This is a messenger RNA of Danaus plexippus (monarch butterfly), 2797 nucleotides long. RefSeq names its product kelch-like protein 10. Lineage: Eukaryota; Metazoa; Arthropoda; Insecta; Lepidoptera; Nymphalidae. Bases 70 to 1956 code for a protein of 628 amino acids. Gene Ontology annotation, molecular function: protein binding. The transcript has 7 exons. The record is from RefSeq and is a predicted model, not a curated record.
AUAUAUCAUGUCCUAAAAUCUGUCGUCGCGACAGAUAACAAGUUUCGACCGCCGUUUUUUUCGAAAGGGAUGGAAUUUAAUACGAAACAUCGAAAAUUAUCAAAAAGCAAAAAUUCUGUUCGUACUCCUGUAUCCUCUAAGCCUAGAUUAACAAAAAGGAGAAUAGUUACACGUAAAAGGAAAUGUGCAUGUCUCCCUGAAAAUUAUUCGGUAGUAGAAUUCCCUGCAAUAUGGAAUGAAUUGAGGCAAAACGGUCAAUUAUGUGAUGGGACUAUUGUUUGCAAAGAUAAAAAAGCCAUUCAAGUUCAUAGAGCGAUACUUUCUGCCGUGAGUCCCUAUUUCAAAGCUAUAUUUAUAAAUUCAUUGAAGAAAGGUCAACCUGAAGAGACUGAAAUAGCAGUAGAUGUCCCGUCAUAUUAUAUGAGUUUAAUCCUUGAUUACGCUUACACAGGAUCAUGCACUGUGACUGCAGAAAAUGUGGAAAAUUUACUUCCCUAUGCAGAUCAAUUUGAUGUUGUCGGUGUUAUACAAUUGUGUUGUCAAUUUCUUUUGCAAGAAUUAAGGCCUCACAAUUGUCUUGGAAUAUUUAAAUUUGCCAGGUGCUAUUUUUGUAGUGAACUUGAGAAGAAGGGCAAAUUGUACAUCCGACAACACUUUGCUAGAAUUUUAAAAGAAUGCAAUGAAUUCAAAUCAUUAUCUUUUGAAGAAUUGGAAGAUAUUUUGAGGGAUGAUGAAUUAAAUGUGCGAAAUGAGGAACUUGUAUUUCAAGCUGUCAAAGCAUGGGUAGAGCAUGAUCUUGAAAAUCGAAGGAAAUAUAUUUCCUCACUUCUAUCAUGUAUAAGAUACGGUCAUAUCAGUUACAAAUACUUCAAGUCAAAAAUUUUACAAUGGCAGCCGGUAAUUGAAGAUGAGAAAUGCCAGGAAGCUCUGUAUCCGGCGGUAGUGUUUCUAACACUUUUGGAUUCUAGACCCGACGCUGAAGCAGACCUUAACGACCCUCUGGCGAGACCACGAAUUCCUUACGAAAUACUAUUUGCUGUUGGCGGAUGGAGUGCUGGCAGUCCGACGAGUUUUGUGGAAACUUAUGAUACGAGAGCUGACAGAUGGUUCCUAUCAAUACAUAUGGACUUGUCCCCUAGAGCAUAUCACGGGUUGUGCACUUUGAACAAUUUCAUAUACAUGAUUGGUGGUUUUGAUGGCAGUGAUCAUUUCAACACCGUCCGCUGCUAUGACCCCGUGGCCAACACCUGGAUAGAACGGGCCUGCAUGUACCAGGCCAGGUGUUACGUCAGCGUAGUCGUCCAUGACGGUUUAAUUUACGCUCUUGGUGGAUAUAACGGAAGAACUCGCAUGUCGUCGGUGGAGCGAUACUAUCCAGAUAAAAAUCAAUGGGAAAUGACAACCCCUAUGAAUAAACAACGAUCCGAUGCUAGCGCAGCAUCACUAGGCGGGAAGAUAUACAUCGUGGGCGGUUUUAACGGUCAGGAGGUACUAAGUUCAGCGGAAGUGUUCGAUCCGGAAACAAAACAGUGGAGCUUCAUUCGUUCGAUGCUGAGCCCACGCUCUGGGGUCAGUUUGAUCGCGUACAGAGACGCUUUAUACGCUCUCGGAGGUUUCAACGGCUACAGCCGGCUGAAUACUGGGGAACGUUUCUGUCCAUACCGUGGUGGAGACUGGCAGGAAGUCACUGAAAUGUUUAGUGCUAGAAGUAAUUUUGCUACCGUCCUGCUUGACGACAUGAUAUUCGUUAUCGGAGGUUUUAAUGGUUCGACCACGAUACCGCACGUGGAGUGCUAUGAUGGGGACACCUCGGAGUGGUACGACGCGGCCCCCAUGAACCUCACUAGAUCAGCUCUUAGCGCGUGUGUGUUGGCAGGCUUGCCCAACGCUAGGUCAUUUUCUUACUUGGCCAAAGCCGUCCCAGCCGCCGGAGCUGAUCAGGCACAUCACUCCUGAUUGAUUUCAAUACAUUCUGUCAGUCCUCCCAACAAUAAAUAACGUUUACACAUUUACACCUGUUACUUAAAUACCAGAUUUUUUUAAAAAUACGGCUUAACUUUUUGUUUUUGCUCAGCUAAAGAAGCGUUGGAAUGUUCCAAAUUUAAAAACAAAAAUUUUUUUAAAAUUUUGCUUAACAGACGACUUUAAAAAACGAAUUUAAUUAAAUUUUAAAUAAUAUUCAUCUCUAAUGCUACGAAAAUUCUAGUAGGUAUUGCGACUGGCUCACAUAUGACUGUUCUUAUGCUCUACUUCGACGGUUAUGUACAAACUGUAAUAAAAUAUUUUCUUUUAAUGGAAAUCGAUGUAAAAUAUGAAACGUGUGAUAUACUUGUACAUAGUUUUGUCUAUCAUAUAUUAAUGUAUCGUUAAUCAUGAUUAUUCUAUCGAAAUAUUUUAAUAGACUAUUUUUAUUUGUACCUAUAUUGUAAUAAAUGAAAUCAAUACCAUAUCAUAUAAAUUUUAGAAUACAUUUUGUAUUAGGGAAAUAUUUUUAAAUUUUCAGUUUAUAAAUGUUUUUUUUUUAAUAUUAGUAAUGUAGUUUGAUAAAUUUUAUUUUGCGAUAUUUGUGUACAGUCCGCGCCCGUUGUAAUCAAGGUCGCGUUUUUUAAAUAUCUUUGAAAUACUAACAAUAAGACGCCGCACGAAUCAUCGGCGCCGUCGAUCUGUGAUAUUUUGACUAGUCAUUGAGAAGAAUUCAAAAAAAUGUAAAAUUUCUAUAACUUUUUUUUAAUACAGAAAAAUUUAUUGUACCACGCUGAAUACGAGAAAUUUACAAAUAAAGUAAAUAUCAAACUGU